Messenger RNA from Diaporthe amygdali, 1263 nucleotides. Its product is annotated as cytochrome-1. The coding region runs from base 1 to 1263 and encodes 420 amino acids. Gene Ontology annotation, biological process: mitochondrial respiratory chain complex IV assembly. NCBI's taxonomy places the organism in Eukaryota, Fungi, Ascomycota, Sordariomycetes, Diaporthales, Diaporthaceae. The transcript has 3 exons. The record is from RefSeq and is a predicted model, not a curated record. Gene Ontology annotation, cellular component: mitochondrion.
AUGGCGUCCGGUCUUUUCCUGGCUUUAUUUUUCGCGUGUGUGUCUGCUAUGACACCUUCGAACGGUGUCGAGUUUCUAUUUCCGACCCAGGGCGCAACAUUGCACUAUAACGACUAUGUGCAAGUGCAAUACACAUCGGAAUUCAGCGCCCCAUUCCUCUACACAUUUUGUAGAGCGGCCAGCGGUAGUGUUUCUCAGAAACAAAGCCAGGGCGUGGGUGGCUACAACAGCACGGCUCUCCUCAAACUUUCGUGGACCGGCUCUGAUACACCAUGCUGGUUCAACCUGAAGCCGAGCGCAGGAGCAGCCGUCGGAAAGGGCGCCAAUUCCGACAAUUGGCAGUUUGACGUAUCAGAACGUGCCGCAACCACCGUCGUGCUCGGCUCUUCCGCGACCGCGACUGCUACCGCCUCUCCAACGAUAACGACAACUUCUUCAGCCACAACCACGACGACUUCUUCAGACUCUUCUAGAGAGACUUCAUCCAUGACGUCAACGGCGGCUUCUUCGAGUGGGUCAAGUACAACUUCCUCGGCCGAGUCAACGGCAACCUCGUCGGACGAGCCCACGAGCAGCAGUCUUGCGUUGGACACAUCGGCGAGUUCCCAGACGGCUUCUGCGUCAGCAGAGUCCUCUCAAGCCUCAAACGCCGGACUAUCGAUGGGAGCACAGAUUGGUGUAGGGAUUGGUGUUGCCAUCGCAGGUAUCUGUUUUGGCGUCAGCGCAGGCAUCUGGUGUAUGCGUCGACGACGGCAGAAGGCUAGGCAGGGCGCAUUUGCCAGGAUCGAAGCUCCCCCCUCCAGCGCAGGGCAGGUGUCCAGUGUCGAGGAGAUGAAGUAUCCUCCGAUAUAUGCGGGACAGAUGCCUCACCAGAUACCCUUGACGGAGAUGCCAGGAGCCGCCCUGGCGCAAUGCCUCCAGGAAUCCGAAUGCGUCAUGGUCCAGCGAAACUCGGCCGCUGACUGCCUCCGGUCACCACUCGCCGAGACGCUGCCCACGAAAUGCCAGCAGCUGAAGAAGGGGUUUGGCGAGUGCCGCCGCGGCAUGAUCGACAUGCGCAAGCGCUUCCGGGGCAACCAGCCCGCGGCCUUCAAGAACCUACAAGAAAGCGAAGCCACUGGCGAGGGGUACCAGCUGUACGCUGGCAAGUCUGCAUUUGGUGGGACCAGGGGCGAGACGGCCGGUGACGGCAAAGCACCCCCAGAUUGGAGGGAUCUCGAGAAUGCAAAGUACCGGAACGAGGUCGAGUCGAAAAAGCCGUGA